Messenger RNA from Solanum tuberosum (potato), 3688 nucleotides. RefSeq lists its product as uncharacterized. The record is from RefSeq and is a predicted model, not a curated record. Gene Ontology annotation, biological process: DNA repair. Gene Ontology annotation, cellular component: nucleus. The transcript is spliced from 12 exons. Bases 154 to 3384 code for a protein of 1076 amino acids. Gene Ontology annotation, molecular function: protein binding; hydrolase activity, acting on acid anhydrides, in phosphorus-containing anhydrides; nucleic acid binding. Lineage: Eukaryota; Viridiplantae; Streptophyta; Magnoliopsida; Solanales; Solanaceae.
UUGGCAUCCAUUGUGCGCUUCAGGUUCCACCAUUCUUUCCAUUUUUUUUAAUUUUUUUUUUGCAAUUAUUCAUUUCAAUUCUUUGUAAUUGUUUAUCUUCACUAUCCAUUUUUUUCCCUAUAAUUGAUAAUUAUUAUUUUCUCUAUUUCAUUCAUGAAGUAUUCAGAUGAUAGUUACCCUACGAAUUCGAAACGCCAUAGACUCAAUUUUUCUCUACUUCCAUGCAAGAAACCUAGAGCCAAUGUGUUAAAUUCAACAUAUUUACAUAUAAAGUCUCUUGGAAUUCCUCUAAUUCAAAAAACUACUGGUUCUUCUUCUGAUACAAUACAUCUCCGACCCUAUAAACCUUACUCUAUUGGCCGUAAUUACAGCCGCUGUGAUUUUAUAUUCGAAGACCAUCGAAUCAGUAAUAUUCAUUGUCAGAUUCUUUUUGAUCCCUUAAAUAAGAAAUUGUACUUAUGCGACGGGUUAUUUUUUGGUUCAACUAAGUUUAGGGUUUCGCUGAAUGGGGUGUUUGUUAAUGGGGUUAGAGUUGCAAAAGGCGAGGUUGUAGAGAUUUGUGUCGGUGAUGAAGUUUCGCUUGGCUGUGGAAGUCAAGGGGUCUGUUGUAUGGGGUUACAGAUAGGAUUUUGUUUGCAAAAGGUUGUAUUUAUUCAGGAGGUUGAUGAUAGGAAUAUAGUUGGAAAAAAUGAUGUAUUAACCACAGAUUGUGUUCCAGUUGGGUAUGCAAGUUAUGCACUUGCUUCUAAAGCAAAUGUGUUGUUGAAUAUGUGUAGGGAGAUAUUAAGUAGCAACCAUCCUGUGUCGCGUAUCCACAAAUGUGUUAUUCUUGAUUAUGGAAGGGGAGUUAGAUGUCAUGGUAAAAUUGGAGUCAAUGAGGAUUUUAAUUUCCCAGUGGCUAGUGUUCAUGGAGUACAGUCUGGUCAAAAAGCUUGUAGGAAAGAGGUAUUUCUUGUUGAGGGUGAACCUGUCCAGGAUAGGGAAUGUGAUUUCCUCAAAGAUGUUGCACUUGCUAUUGAGGUGGAAACAUGUCAUCUCGAUGGGAAGGGGGCAGAACAAGUCAAUAAUGACGGAGCAUCUCACGAGAAUGGUGUCAUUGCUAUUGGAAUAGAGGAAGCUUUAUCUCAGGGGUUUAUAAGCAAGGAGGUAGUUGGUCUACUUGAUGAUACAAUGAAAAAAGAGGACAGAACUCGUGUUGUUCCACCUCCAGGAAAGAAGUUUGUUUUGAAUCGACUGGCUAGUGAAGGGCCACCAAAUUUUCUAGAAGAUCCUAAUGCUGUAUCAUUGCAGGAGAUUCUUUAUCCAAUUGAGACUCUUGAACAACUAUUUAUUGCGACAUUUACUGCUGAUAUACCAUGGUUUCUGUCCUACUGUGAGAUUCCAGCUGAUCUACCUGUUACCAUUGCUUGCCACAAUGCUGAAAGAUGUUGGAGUUCGAGCCCUGAUAGAAGAACCUCAAAGCCUUACCCAGAUUUUCCAAACUUAGUUGUUGUUUAUCCUCCAUUUCCUGAGGUGAUAGCAUUUGGUCAAGACCUGAGGAAAUCAGGCAUUGGUUGCCAUCAUCCAAAGUUGCUUGUGUUGCAAAGGAGAGAUAGUCUCCGUGUUGUGGUCACAUCUGCUAAUUUGGUGGCAGGACAGUGGUGCAGAGUUACAAAUACAAUCUGGUGGCAGGAUUUCCCUCGCUUGGAUGUACCAGAUUACUUGUCACUGUUCACACCAAUUUCUGCAGUGGGAAAUAAUGGACAUCUGGUAUCUGAUUUUGCUGCUCAAUUAGCUGGAUUCAUGGCCUCUUUGGUAGCUGAUGUACCUAGUCAGGCACAUUGGAUCCUGGAGCUGACAAACUAUGACUUUAAAGGAAGUGUUUGCUAUCUGGUUGCCUCUGUACCUGGAGUUCACUCAAGUCGCAUUCCUUGUAUAUCAAAACCAAAACAUUUCUUAGGGGGUGAUUGUUUGCCAGAGUUAUGUCACUUUAAGUCAGUGGGUUCUGUUGAAGCAUCAGUGGCUGGUCUAAGUCAUCUCUUCCGUACUUCAGCGGAUCUUAAUGGAGCACGGCUGAAGAAACUUGCAAGUUACCUUAGGAAAUGCGGUGAAGAUGUAUAUGGGAUGUCAGAGGUUAUUCUAAAGAGAGACCCAAAUAUACCAGCCGAUGCAAAUGCUGUUAGCAUUCAUGUACCUAAUCCUGAAGAUCUUUCUUUAAGGGAAUGUGUUCAACUUGGGUUUCUUCCGAAGAAUUAUGCGAAGUGGGUUGCGCCACUCUCGGACAGUGGUAUUUUUGUGUUUUCUGCAUAUAUUUUCCCAAGUGAAGUUCUUAGUGCUGCUUUAGAGGGAAGCGGCAGCAAAGUACAGUUGAUACUGCAUGUAUCACAGGGUCCAUCCCUUUCAGUCAUUGCAGAAAUUAUUAGAGCUGAACAUGUUUCUGCAAUCUGCUCACUAAUUGCAUCGCUUCAGAGGUGUUGGGGAAUCUGGCGGCUUCAAGAGGUGUUGGGCCAGUUCAAAUGGCCGGAACAUUUAGAAACUGAUUUUGUAUUUGGAGCAUCCUCAAUUGGGUCCAUCAAUGCAAAAUUUUUAGCUGCAUUUUCAACAGCAGCUGGGAAGCGGUCAUCAAGGUUCACUGAAUCAGAGGAGUCUGAUCCAGAUUGGGGCUGCUGGAGUGUGAGCCAAGAGUUGAGGAACCCAUCGAUUAGAAUUAUUUUUCCUACCAUUGAACGAGUGAAAAAUGCGAGCAGUGGAAUCUUGGCAUCCAGACGUAUAUUGUGCUUUUCACAGAAAACUUGGCAUCGGUUGAAAACUAUGGGCCUUCUGCAUGAUGCUGUUCCUUAUCCUCGCGACAGAAUUGGGCAUCCCAUGCAUGUCAAGGUUGCUCGAAGAAGAUUCCAAUCGAGGAAAGAUGCACCGUCCUUCGGAUGGGUUUAUUGUGGAUCACACAAUUUCAGUGAAGCUGCAUGGGGGCGUCAGGUUUCUGGUUUACUUGGCAAGAAAAUCAAUGCAAAUAAAAGUUAUUCUAGUUUAGGUUCGAGACUUCAUGUCUCUAACUAUGAACUAGGUAUCUUAUUCAUUACUCCCCCUCCAGAUGCUCAAGGCAAGAUAAACCAAAGGACGAACUUAGAUGAUAUAGUUUUACCCUUUGUUGUGCCUGCACCAAAAUACAGACCGGCAGACAAGCCUGCUACCCCACAGGAGAUGAGGGAGGCUUUGAUUGAGCAAACUAAGUGCCGGAGAGAUGUAUGUGAGGCAACAAAAGAGGCGGACGAAUGGUUGCAAGAAGAAAUUCCCGAGGAAGAGGAAGUGAUUGAGGCUACUGAUUUUGUUGUUAAGGAGAAAGAAGAUGAAAAGGCUUAUGCUGAGAAAUUAUGGAGUCAAGUUGAUUCCGCAGAGAAAUGUUAGAAUCUUAUACGAAUCACAUUCAGGUAGAAUAAUGUAGGAUUAGAUAUACUGGGGCAAGUUGGUACAAGCUAUUCUGAUGAUACCGAAGUUCAACGUCUCCCUCUCUUAUUACUUUAGGGGGUCACAUACUGGUGGAAUAUUAAAAUUGUUGUAUGAUUAUAGUUGAAAAAGAGUGUUUAGUAAUAUAGUUUCGAUAAUGUGAAAAUGUAUGUAUCAUUGUACUUGUAAAGGUAGAGAAAGGGACAAUGUGUAAGUUAUUUGUUUGUGAACAUAAAAAGGGUUGUUGAGGACGUUUGUUUGGACA